Molecule: messenger RNA, 1452 nt
Organism: Oncorhynchus masou masou (cherry salmon)
Lineage: Eukaryota; Metazoa; Chordata; Actinopteri; Salmoniformes; Salmonidae
Product: potassium channel subfamily K member 6-like
Exons: 3
Coding region: 140-1084 (314 amino acids)
Biological process (GO): stabilization of membrane potential; potassium ion transmembrane transport
Cellular component (GO): plasma membrane
Molecular function (GO): potassium ion leak channel activity; outward rectifier potassium channel activity
Source: RefSeq, a predicted model, not a curated record
GGCGUUUGAACACACCCCUGUCAAACUUGUACCAGUGGGGUGGAAGACAGCCUAAACUUAACUUGAGGAGACGGGGCCACGGAAGUAGGCUACAAAGUAACAGUUUGGCAGAUGACAUUGCAAGCAGAAAAAGGGGGAAAUGUCUUCGGGGUACAAAUCUUGGAUACUGCUUACAGGUUUUAUACUGUUCUAUGUUUCUUAUCUGUUGCUCGGAGCGCUCGUUUUCUCCACCAUCGAACGGCCGGUGGAGGACAAACUAAAAAGUGACAUACAAGUCCUGAAAGAAGAGUUUCUCAACCAAAGUUGCGUCAAUGCAACAUCACUUGAAAACUUUUUGGAGAAAGUUUUACAAGCCAAUAAGUAUGGAAUAUCUAUCCUUCCGAAUUCUUCUGCGAGUUCAAAUUGGGACUUGGCUUCCUCUUUGUUCUUCGCCAACACUUUAGUAACGACAGUCGGAUAUGGGCACACUACGCCCCUGUCGGACACCGGCAAAGCCUUCUCCAUCUUCUAUGCCCUGCUGGGAGUGCCCUUCACCAUGCUGGUGCUCACCGCCUGCGUCCAGAGGCUCAUGCACCCGGUGACCUACGGGCCCAUCGACAUGUGCCGCCAGAGGAUCGGCCUGGACCCUCUCGCCGCCACUGCUGUCCACUUUGCAAUCCUGCUGCUGCUGGUGGUGCUGGGAUUCUUUGUGGUACCCGCCGUGGUUUUCAGCCACAUCGAGGACACCUGGUCCUUCCUGGACGCCAUAUACUUCUGCUUCAUCACGCUGUGUACCAUCGGCCUGGGCGACUACGUGCCCGGCGAGAAGCCCGGACAGAAGUUCAGGUCGCUCUAUAAGAUCUCUGUGAUGGUGUACCUGUUUCUUGGGCUGAUGAUGAUGUACUUGGUCCUGCGUGCCUUCCACCGCAUGGCCGACUUGCAUGGCCUGACUUCUUUCUUCCAGCUCCCCCACUGUGACGAGGAUACAGAGGAGGAUAAAGAGCCCAUUAUCGAGGCCGACCCUGAAGACCAGCACGAGGCAGAGGCCUCGGCCAAGCCCCUGGAUCCAGCCUCCCAGACCUCCUAUAACACCAUCAACCGAUAAGGACUCACUCCACUCUGGACCGUUCUCCUUUACAUAAGUCAGGUGAAACAGCUAAACAGUCACUGUUUUACAGCAACACGGGAUGAGUUGAAAACCUGACCAUACUUAGGCACCAAAGACUAUCGUUACUGCUGUGAGGCAACUCACGGCUCAGGUCAGACCUUCCUGCUACGACAGCUCAACUGAACCAAAAAGAAACAGAACUCUACAGAUGUCCCAGUGCACCCAGUUAACACUUGGCAAGGGUUGUUCAUCAAGGUGGGAGAAGGUUGUUUUUCCAUAACCUGUAGAGAACACUUCUGGUUGGGACUGAUGAGGAUUAUUUGUCACUUUUUGAUGUUGUUUCAGAUGUGUGUGUGUGUGUGUGU